GCUUAUCGAUAUCGAUAGAUAUCGCGAUUUUCGUGAUUCCUGAAUCAUAAUUUCAUAGGAUGAUGCAAUUAAAACCAGAAUUUUCAUAAUUGAAUCUGGAACUAAAAACGCCAGGAUGUUGGACGCACUUAAUGACGAUUGUCAGUUGGCAAUAAUCAAGUACUUAAACCUAUUCGACCGAAUCGCACUAUAUGAAGCCACCAAGGGCACUUCAAAUCGCUUAAACAAGAAUGUAGCCUAUGCCUGGAAACUUCAGCUCAGCUUUAUACUUGAUUGGAGUGACUAUCAGAAGUUUGAAGCGAUGCCUAAAUUGUUGGACGUGUUUCUAUCCAACUGCAGUGCAACAAUGCAGGAAUUAAUACUGGAAAGAGUAAAAUUGGACUUUCUCAAACGCUGGGAAAAUUACACAUUUCCAAGCAUGAAAACACUUGAGUACACCUUGCAUUCCGGUGUACAUCGGGUUUCCGAUGAAGCAAUUCAAAUAAUGGCAAAGCUCUUUCCUGGACUGCGUAGUUUAAAGCCUGAUGGUGCUUUUGAUUGCGUUGUGCUUCAGAAAUGGACGCAGAUGCGUAAGCUGGACUUUAGUUACACCAGUUACUAUGAAUGUGAAUACGAUUGGGUCAAAGAUAUUGGCAAAUGUCAAUUGCUUGAAGAGUUGACACUGGAUGACCGUAGGAUUAUGUCCAGCAAUUAUGAUGACCUCAUGGCAUUGCCCAAGCUGCAUAAACUUCGCUUACUGAGUGCUUCUAAUGUCGAAUUAUCCAAGUUUUUUGAAAAACGUGCCGUGGACGUACAUAGAAUUAUCUUUAGUGAUGAUUACCCAAAUGGAUACAUGACUACGCUGCGUAAAAUGCGCAACGUGCGCCACUUACACAUAAUGUACUACGAGAAUCAUUUCUCUAUCGGAAACCUUCGCGACUUGAUUAAGAUUUGGAAACAGCUGGAGCAAAUUGACUUGAGUAGCAUUCAUAUCUGGUCCAGGGAGGCAGAAUUGUGGCAAACUGUUGCCAGUUGUCCAACGCUUAAGAUUCUAAACAUCCUAAACACGGAUAUGAGAGAGGAUUUCUUUGAAGUUGGACGCCGUAUCAUGGAAGAGACACUAAGCAAACGUUCUCAAACUUUAACAUUGAAUUUCUACGACGCACACUACGAGGAGUUGAUCCUUCAGAACUUUAAGCAUCCACAAUUGAAAGUAUCUUUGAGCCUCUCAAACUGUAUGACGACGAAGAAGAUUUUGUAGAAAUUCAUUUUCAGCCUUUGCAAUCAUCCUAAUGUCGCUAUAUGAUAUUUUUUUCCCAAUAUGUUGGGUAAUUUGAUUUCGGAUAAUAAAUAAAUGUAUGAUGCCUUAUUAUAUAUAAGUAUAAAUUUUGUCAUAUAUUAAUAAAUAAAUAUAUAAUAAUAAAUUUAAGUAUACAUACAUACAUAUUAAGAGAACAAACAUAUGAACAUACCUCCA
Molecule: messenger RNA, 1456 nt
Organism: Drosophila albomicans
Lineage: Eukaryota; Metazoa; Arthropoda; Insecta; Diptera; Drosophilidae
Exons: 3
Coding region: 116-1240 (374 amino acids)
Source: RefSeq, a predicted model, not a curated record